AUGGAUGUUGUAUGGUUGUAUGGCCUGCAGUUUUCCCGAAUUGGCGGUGCUGCUUUGGGCUGUCCGUUUUGGCUGCACCUUGCAGAGAAGCUGUUCUCGCUCUUCUGGUGCGUGAAGUCCAGCGAUGUGGGUCUUUGUGAUCAAACUUUGGUCGCAGGGUAUCUGGCGGAACACCUGCCAGCCAUUCACUACUUCGAGGAUCUGCCGCGGUCACGUGCCACGUUCAUGUCCACCGAGUUCAACUUGAUGGUUUCGUACCGAGCCAAGGACCGCUGCGAGGACGCCGCCGGGCAGCGAGAGGUGCAGAAGGCACGCUUGGUCCAUUUCGCCAAUCAUUGGCUGAACUUCCAGGCACUGAUCGAGAACCGCGAAGCUGCUGGAAGAGUGGAUAGCCCGCGAUGUUACAAAGGGGCUUUUCACUAUUGGCACGAUCUUUACCACCACGCCAUGCAGCUGAUUGAGUCCAAGUCACAAGCUGCAGACCCUCCGCUCUACCACCAGCCGCCGCGCGAUCUGGCGUCGGGUCUCGCGACACCAGAAGAGGUCAAAGAGAUCUUUCUGAAUUUUCAAGAGAUCAAGGAGAACUUCUCAGGC
Molecule: messenger RNA, 594 nt
Organism: Durusdinium trenchii
Lineage: Eukaryota; Dinophyceae; Suessiales; Symbiodiniaceae
Source: the annotation of a GenBank genome assembly